Ylistrum balloti is the source of this 2090-nucleotide messenger RNA. RefSeq lists its product as uncharacterized. Gene Ontology annotation, biological process: signal transduction. Lineage: Eukaryota; Metazoa; Mollusca; Bivalvia; Pectinida; Pectinidae. The coding region runs from base 6 to 2048 and encodes 680 amino acids. The transcript is spliced from 11 exons. The record is from RefSeq and is a predicted model, not a curated record.
UGGACAUGGAAAUGCAAACAAACAACAGAACCAGAAAGGUGUCCAUAAAAGCAGGGACACAUUCUCCAACUCCUAGCAAGAAGCCUCCAUUACGCACGAUAUCAAGGAUUAUACGAGAAGAGGAUGAACAACUGUACUCUCGCUUUCCUGAGAUGAGGGAAACUAUAGAUGGUAUAACCACAUUAGGACCAUGGCUUUCCUCCUUGAUUGAGGACGGAGAUGAUUCUGAAGAUCCUGAAGAUCCUGACUACAAGGAUGUGGCAGAGCAACUCCUUAAAAAGGUCCUGGAUCAAUUUGAUACGUUCAAGGAACCAGAUCAAAGGAAAUUAAUGGGAAACCAGAUGGCAAAGAAUGGAGUGGUGAAGGACAUGGGCGAUUUUUACAAGUAUCUGGUGAGGAUAAUGCCAUUGGCUGAGUUUACUUUGGCAGAGGCUGAAGACAAGGAUGAUGGUAUCAUAGUUGUAGAACAGUUGCGACAGAUUUUCUGGAAUCUUUCUGAUAAUAGUGUGGAAUUUUGUGCUGAGAUAGCGGAAAACACAGAAAUGAUCCGUUUUCUUGUCAUCGACCUGUUGGCAAUAAGAAAAGAUGAAUUUGAUAUCCUUAAGGAGGACUCGUUCCCAUUUCUAUCUGCAGUAGGGAUUCUGCACAAUGUGGCUCGCUCAGGUGUUACAAAAACCUGCUUCAGUGUCAUCCUAGACAGUCAAGAUGAAUUUGCUAAACCAAUACAAGUCCUGGAUGUCUUGAUGCCAUACCUAGAGACAAAAAAUACACACAUCAAGUUGAUCACACUGCUGGGUCUGGCACACAUCGUAAAUGAGCAACAGAACCAGAUAUUGUCUGCUAAUGCUUCACUGUUCGACUUCCUGCUGGAAACACUGAAGUCUGCCAUCAAGAGCAAAGACCACCGCAAGUAUGGCUUCAGUGUGGAGGAACUACUGGAUGGACUUGCUAAUCUUGCCAAAAAUGACCUCAACAAGGCAAUUAUCAUGGACAAAAAGGCCUUCCCUAUUCUCAAGGACAUUAUCAUAAAAGGCAAGAGUCAAGAAGAAAAGGCAGAGGCUCUCAAGGUUAUCUGGGAGUUGUCAUUUAUGGGAAAAAACAAGCAAACUUUCAUGGGUGAUAAAGAAUUUUGGAAGAAAAUUUACCUUCUGCAAAGUGACAGUGUUGAGGAGGUUUCAAAGGCAGCCCAGGGUGCCUGUUUUGUUAUAACUGACGGUGACCUCCAUGGCAAGGCUCCACAAGGCGUCAAAAGCUUCAGGAAACCAGCUCCUAUUGUACGAAAGAAGGAGCAACAGGAUGAAGAACAGCACAUCAUGAUCAGUUACAACUGGGCAGACCAGAAGAUGCUUCUCAGGGUUCGUGAUCGCCUCCAGGAUGUUGGAUACAAGGUAUGGAUGGAUGUAGACAACAUGGAAGGAGACAUUCUAGAUGCCAUGGCUCGUGCUGUAGAGAAUGCUCAUAUUGUUCUCAUGUGCUACUCUGAGAAAUACAAGGAAAGCAAAAAUUGUAGAACAGAGGCCCAGUAUGCCUACCAAGUGAAUAAGGAUAUCAUCCCUGUACUGAUGCAGACCAGAUAUAAACCUGAUGGCUGGCUUGGUAUCCUGGUAGGGUCUAAGCUGUUCUACGAAUUUACAACUAAAUACCCAUUUGAGAACAAAAUCCGAGAACUGAUUCGAGAGCUGGAGAAUCGAUUCAGAGUCAUGAUGAAGAAAGACUCUGCACCAAAAGUGCUUAGUAUUGUUUCUACACAAAUAGAGCAAACCAAAAAGGAAGACAUGGAAAACAAAACAGCAAUGGUGUCAUGGACUACCGAUGAUUUAAGUGAAUGGCUGUCUAGAAACAAACUGGAAGCGUUUGUCGGACUGAAGUCACUGAGUGGAGCACAACUAGCGUUCCUCUACAAGCUAUUUCGAAGGGCCCCGGAGUUUUUCUAUCGCUGCCUGGAGGAGAAGCUUGGUUUACAGUCUCUUGAAGAUCUCAUGAGAUUCACAGAUGCAUUGGAGAAACUCAGUGAGGAACAACCAGAUUUAAAUCAACAACUGCUUUAAAUUUGGGUGGUUACCAACCAGAUAUGAAAUGAGCAAAUUCUA